AGAACCAAAAUGAAUGCUCACGACGAAGUCCAGCGCACACUGAAUCCUACUUGUACCGGAACAUCGGUUAUCGCUCUCCAGUAUAAAACUGGGGUUGUUGUCCUUACUGAUCGAGUUGUUUCCUAUGGAAAAAUGGCUCGUUACAAGAAUGUUUCUCGUCAAUACAAGGUCAAUGAUAAUGUUCUCAUUGCCUUCGGAGGAGAUCACGCUGACUUCCACUGGCUUCAAAAUGUGAUCGAGCGUCAGGUUCUUCUCUGGAAGCGCUUCGAUCAGGAUAUUGGACCAAAAGCUCUCCACGGAUACCUCACAAGCCUUCUCUACGCCAAACGUUGCAAGAUGAACCCAGUGUGGAACACACUUGUUGUCGCCGGAGUCGAAGAGGAGGAGAAGAACAACAAGGAGACUAGCACACCUUUCAUCGGUGUCAUUACUCAGAAGGGAUGCGCAUAUCAAGUGAAGCACAUUGCAACUGGACUUGGAGCGUUCCUCCUCAACCAAGCUGUUGAAGAUGAGUGGAGAAAGAAGGGAGAAGACCUCUCCCGUGAAGAGGCAGAAGCCGUGCUUCGCAAAUCGCUUGAACUUACUCUCUACCACGACUGCGUCGCUGACAAUGAGUUCGAAAUCGGACGUGUUGAUGCGACAGAAGGUGUCGUUUUGGGUAAAGAAGAGAAGAUUAUUGGUGACUGGUCGAUUGCCGAGACUAACUGUCAAUAUGAAUAAGUUUUCCCCGGUGUGCAGGAUGCGUUUCAGUAUCUCCAUGUUUAACUUAUUUGUAUCCUUCUUUUCAAAACAUUUUACUCUCUCCAACCCACGUUUUCGGUGUAAAUUUUAUUUAUUUUCGCGUGAAGUCGAUAAAUAAACUUCCAUUUAAUCCUUCU
Messenger RNA from Caenorhabditis elegans, 878 nucleotides. It is a transcript of the gene pbs-7, whose product is annotated as Proteasome subunit beta. Gene Ontology annotation, cellular component: nucleus; cytoplasm; proteasome core complex. The record is from RefSeq and is marked reviewed. Gene Ontology annotation, biological process: protein catabolic process. The transcript has 5 exons. Lineage: Eukaryota; Metazoa; Nematoda; Chromadorea; Rhabditida; Rhabditidae. Bases 10 to 720 code for a protein of 236 amino acids.